This is a messenger RNA of Lichtheimia ornata, 453 nucleotides long. RefSeq lists its product as uncharacterized. The transcript is spliced from 4 exons. NCBI's taxonomy places the organism in Eukaryota, Fungi, Mucoromycota, Mucoromycetes, Mucorales, Lichtheimiaceae. Bases 1 to 453 code for a protein of 150 amino acids. The record is from RefSeq and is a predicted model, not a curated record.
AUGCUCGACUUUGGAAUCGUUGUUGGUAACACAUGCUUGUCGAAUCAGUCCAAAUCAGCUACCAAUACAAAAGGACCAAGAUCGAAGAAGGCUUCAGUGUCCAAGAAACAGUCCAAGCACAAACGGCGUGAGAAAGGAAAAUCCGAGCUAGACAACCCAAAAUAUGCGUCUAUUGACUUCAUGCUUGAGAUGGUGGAUAAGGCAUCCAACAAGGUGGAAAUGAAGGAAGCUGAGAAACUGGCUAGAAGGGAGAAGAUUGAAAAGAUGAUCGAAGAAAAGGAAAGCAAACGAGAUAAAAAGAAAGAGGAGAGGAAAGAGAAGCUUGAACACGCGAAGCAGCAGCUAAAGCAAAAGAAAAGGAAGAAUGCCGAUGAUAAGAAGGAAAGGCAAAAACAAGAGCAGGCUACCAAGGAAACAAAGCCCAAGAGCAAAAAGCGAGUACGCUUCUCAUAG